CUGCUAUUUUACAUAUACGAUUUUCUGCUAAUAAAACAUUUCGAGCAACAAGAUCACGAUGAAUACACUAUCAAGUCAACAGCUUUUAAAAUAGACUACAGUUUAUGAUUAUAAUAGUUAUUUAAUUGUGAUUUUUUUGUUUUUGUUUUGAAAUAAAUUUUCUUAUUUUUCUUUUUUUGAUUGUUCAUUAAGAUAAAAAGAAAAAAGGGAUUUUGUUUAGAUGAUAAUUAAUAGUGGAUAAAUUAUGUUUCGAUUAACUCAGUGCGUUCUUAGAGGAUCGCAUCAUGCGAUUAAAGAAUCAUUUUUAUAUUCAAGUAAGAUUGAAAUUCUAUGAGAUUAUUUGGUUUUAUUCUUUUUUUUUCUAAAGAUGUUCGAAUGUAUCUAUCAGAUGCUUAUCAAGCAUUUGAUAAAUGGGAUGAAUCAUUAUCAAGUGAAAUUCUACAAAAAACAAAUAUUAGUAAACUUUUGAUUGAUGUUGAACAUAAAUUAAUUAGAAAGAAAUAUAUUAGUUCACUCGACAUUAAAAUUUCACUUGUUCGUGAUUAUCUUGAUCUUGGUCAAAAAGAACGUUUAUUACUUAUUUUACAUGAUAAAGUUAAAUAUGGAAUUUUUCUUGAUCGAUUUCCAGCUAAUCUUUUAUUAAAUGCAUUUUUACUUGAAAAAAAAUACAAAAGUAAAUAUCAAUUGAGUGUUUUUUUUAUUAUGUAG
Molecule: messenger RNA, 708 nt
Organism: Rotaria sordida
Lineage: Eukaryota; Metazoa; Rotifera; Eurotatoria; Philodinida; Philodinidae
Source: the annotation of a GenBank genome assembly